Messenger RNA from Lycium ferocissimum, 1659 nucleotides. RefSeq names its product protein root UVB sensitive 2, chloroplastic. Gene Ontology annotation, cellular component: chloroplast envelope. The transcript has 10 exons. The record is from RefSeq and is a predicted model, not a curated record. The coding region runs from base 92 to 1381 and encodes 429 amino acids. Gene Ontology annotation, biological process: auxin polar transport; response to UV-B. NCBI's taxonomy places the organism in Eukaryota, Viridiplantae, Streptophyta, Magnoliopsida, Solanales, Solanaceae.
UAGUUUAGCUAUACUCAUAUCCCCCAAAACUUCCCCAGCAGAACUCUUCUCUUUUCUCUGUGCUUAGAAUUAGAAUAUCUUUUGUUCCAAAAUGCAAAUACUGGAUAAGAUAAAAAUGCAAAGAAAAGAAGCAGAUGACAGGCCACCUCAGGUGCCAAUUUCUUGGAUUGAAAUAUCUAAUUCAGUUUCUUGUCAAUACCUAUUUGAAACUGAUGGUAAGCUAUCGGUCAAGAUGGUUGAUGACUCUAGACCAGCUGCACAGAGAAUAGUUGAACCCUUUCUGAAUAAAUUUUUCCCAUCUGGCUAUCCAUAUAGUGUGAAUGAGGGGUAUCUGAGAUACACACAAUUUCGAGCACUCCAACACUUCACGAGUGCAGCAUUGUCGGUUUUGUCGACUCAGUCACUGCUAUUUGCUGCAGGCUUGCGUCCUACCCCUGCUCAGGCAACUGCAGUGAGUUGGAUAUUGAGAGAUGGUAUGCAACAUGUCGGAAAGCUCAUAUGUAGCAACUUAGGUGCAAGGAUGGAUUCUGAGCCUAAACGUUGGAGAAUUUUAGCUGAUGUUCUGUAUGACAUGGGGACUGGUUUAGAAGUUUUGUCUCCUUUAUGCCCGCAUUUGUUUCUUGAAGUAGCUGGCCUUGGCAAUUUCGCAAAGGGAAUGGCGGUUGUUGCAGCUAGAGCAACAAGAUUGCCAAUAUAUUCUUCAUUUGCCAAAGAAGGCAAUCUUAGUGAUCUGUUUGCUAAAGGCGAGGCUAUUUCCACUGUUUUUAAUGUUCUAGGGCUUGGAACAGGAAUUCACUUAGCAUCCACUAUUUGUUCAUCAAUGCAGGGAAAGUUGGUUGUUGCCCCGCUGCUGUCUGUUAUACACGUUUACAGUGUCGUUGAAGAAAUGCGAGCUGCUCCCGUCAACACAUUAAAUCCGCAGAGAACUGCAAUGAUCGUGGCUGACUUUGUGAAGACUGGAAAAAUCUCAAGUCCUGCUGACCUAAGAUAUCGAGAAGAUCUCUUAUUUCCCGGAAGGCUGAUAGAGGAUGCUGGAAAGGUAAAGGUGGGAAGGUCUCUGCAUGAAGUAGUCAGGCCUUCAAAGCUGCAACAAUUUAAAGAAACAUUUCCAGAGGAGAAGUUCAUUUUAAACCAUGGAAGUAGAUGGACUGAUAUGAUACUGGAACACAAUGCAACCGGUGAAGAUGCAUUGAGGGGUUGGCUGGUUGCUGCUUAUGCUUCAGAUAUGGAACGAUUGGUUCAUGAACCAAGUGCGAAUAUCUUGCUAGAGGCUUAUGACAAGAUGAAUGGUUCAUUCUCCCCGUUUUUAGCUGAGUUGCAGGCCAAAGGGUGGCAUACAGAUCGGUUUCUUGAUGGUACUGGAAAUCGUUUUGCAUUUUAGUUCUUUAAGAUAUCGAAUUCUUUGUACUUUGUUAUCCUUCCCCUUCAGUAGAUUACACAGGAUACAUGUAGGAGUAGGACAAAAACCUUUCAUCCUCAACAGGUACUUUUUGAGAAUAGCAAUUCCACCCUAUACAAAACUAGGAGGAGGUUGAUUGAAGAUGGGCAAGGUGUCUCCCUCACUUUGUUAAUGAGAUGUCACAUAAUUGGUUUAAGAUCCUGAAAGAUGUUUCGAUGGUUUUUAUUGAAGAUAUUUCAUGUUCAUUGCAUUCUGUUUGA